UUGAAGCUUAGCGUAAAGGACAGUGGUAGUCCAAUUCUGUCUGCAACAACAACACUGUCUUUGAUAUUGACUGUUAGCAACAACACAGCCAAAAUGUUUACAUCUGUUGAUAAAAAAUCUGACCACAAGAUACAUAUCAAUCUAGUAGUUAUCAUUGUCGUAGCAGCUGUGAUUAUAUCAGUUGCAAUUGUGAUUUCUAUGGCAGUAUGUAUGAUUCAUAAAAACAACCAAAGAAACAUCAGAUGCAAUGAAGCUAUAAAUGAUCCAAACAAAUAUUUUGAUGAAAGAAAUCCGUAUGAUGUUCCUGUAGCAAUGGUUACAGACCGUGGUAGCCAUAGACAUUCUCAAACAACAUUACAGAAAUCUGAACCACAAUCUGAAUAUAAGUCAGUUCAUAGCCUGAAAGGAGCAUCUUCUAUAAAACAGUCAUAUAAUAUGGCUCAACGAUCACAUCAGUGUUCUUCUAUCUAUGUGGUAAACUUGCAAGGCCCCUCUUCCAAAAUUCACUUGUCCUUGAUGAAAGAUACUCCUCCAGUACUGUUCUGACCUCGUCUGCAGAAUUCAUAUAUUUUCCAUCCAAAUGAUUUUGAAGACUACAGAAUAAAUGAUAAUCAGAUGGAGCAAUGUCCGGUGAAUAUGGUGGAUGGGGCAUCAUUUCUCAGUCAAACUACUCCAGCCUUUGGAAUGUCAUCCUCACUGUACGUGGCUGAGCACUAUCCUGAUGAAAGAACACCUUUUGUCUUGAAAUCAAUGAUGGUCAUUUUUCUUCUAGCACUGACUGCAGCCACCCAAGUUGCUUGCAGUAGAUCUCCUUUGCUAUCAUUUGGUAUGGGUUUAAAAGUUCAAAGUGGAUUAAACCUUUCAUAUCCCACCAAACAUAAUAAUACCUUACAUGGGUGAAGAUCUUCUUUAAUCUGGAGUACCAGUGUUUCUCCUUUCCCUACCAAAUGCCUUCGGUGCUUAACAUUUCUAUAGAGAACCCAUUUCUCUUCACCAGUCACUAUUCAGUCCAAAAACGGUACAUUCAUGAGACAUGACAGCAAAGAAGAGCACACAUUCACUCUCUGCAUUAAACUUGGAAAGUUUGUGAGGAACCCAUUGACCCAAUUUGCUGAUUUUUCCAAUGGCACACAGGUGUCGAUGAAUGGUUGAAUGACCAAAUCCAAGCUUCUCAGCAAGUUCCUCAACAGUUACAAUGGGAUCUUGUUGUUCCACCAGGGUUUACAAUACAUCCUCAUCAAGCUCUACAGAUCUUCCAGGAUGAGGCUUGUCUUCUAAGCUGUGGUUUCUGGCUCAGAAUUUCUGGAACCACCAUUGACAUUGGCUUACAUUUAUUGCACAAUCCUCAUUUACUGCAUUAAUAUUCCUUGCAUUUUCCAUUGCAUUGUUGCCUUUAUUGAACUCGUAAAGUAAAGUAUGCUCAAUAUGCUCUUUUGUCACUUCCAUUAUAGCUUUGAAAAAACAACUGUUAAAAUAGAACUGCACUCUUCAGAACUUGCACUAAGAAUAAGGGAAGGUACGAUUACUACCUGUUUUUAUUGCAAGUUGAUGGAGGUACUUUAUCCCAUCCCCCUCUGACUUUUAGUUCAUGUAAUUGAAAAAAAACGCAUUAUUUAUGGGAUAGUCUAAUAUAUAUAUACUUGAUUAUUAAAGCUGAAACAAUAUACCUAUACUGAUGUAAUGACAGAUUGUUUAUAAAGCUUGAAACACGUGU
Octopus bimaculoides (California two-spot octopus) is the source of this 1714-nucleotide messenger RNA. Its product is annotated as protocadherin alpha-3-like. The record is from RefSeq and is a predicted model, not a curated record. Lineage: Eukaryota; Metazoa; Mollusca; Cephalopoda; Octopoda; Octopodidae. Gene Ontology annotation, biological process: homophilic cell-cell adhesion. Gene Ontology annotation, cellular component: plasma membrane. Gene Ontology annotation, molecular function: calcium ion binding.